CAUAAAUUUGAUAUAUUUAUUUCAUUCUUGCCGCAACUUUUGUGUUCCUAAUAUAAACCCUAGAAGCCAACAGUGAGGUGCAGAGAAAAUGGUGACAGCUCCAGGACAGUUGAUCUGGGAGGUAGUGAAGAAGAGCAAUUGCUUUUUGGUGAAGCAGUUCGGAAGAGGAAAUGCUGGAGUUCGGUUCAGCAAAGAGCUUAACAAUCUCUACAAUCUCAACUCCUACAAACACUCUGGGUUGGCAAACAAGAAAACAGUCACCAUUCAGCCAGGGGACAAAGAUCAGUCUGUUCUGCUGGCAACCACCAAAACUAAGAAACAGAACAAGCCGUCGGCCUUGCUUCAUAAAUCUGUCAUGAAAAAGGAGUUCCCCAGGAUGGUGAAGGCAGUAAAAAACCAGGUGACAGACAACUACUACAGGCCUGAUUUAACCAAAGCAGCCCUAGCGCGACUGAGUGCUGUGCACAGGAGCCUGACAGUUGCCAAGUCUGGUGUCAAGAGGAGGAACAGGCAAGCGUUGAAUAUCCGUAGCAGGAAGUAAGCUAGGCAAGUUUAAGUUGUGUUGUGCCAUGGUUUUCAUUCUAGACAUUUCUUUA
This is a messenger RNA of Hibiscus syriacus, 596 nucleotides long. Its product is annotated as 60S ribosomal protein L28-1-like. The transcript has 4 exons. Gene Ontology annotation, cellular component: ribosome; cytosolic large ribosomal subunit. Lineage: Eukaryota; Viridiplantae; Streptophyta; Magnoliopsida; Malvales; Malvaceae. The record is from RefSeq and is a predicted model, not a curated record. Gene Ontology annotation, biological process: translation. Bases 89 to 541 code for a protein of 150 amino acids. Gene Ontology annotation, molecular function: structural constituent of ribosome.